Molecule: messenger RNA, 4596 nt
Organism: Amphibalanus amphitrite
Lineage: Eukaryota; Metazoa; Arthropoda; Thecostraca; Balanomorpha; Balanidae
Product: arf-GAP with coiled-coil, ANK repeat and PH domain-containing protein 2-like
Exons: 16
Coding region: 140-2677 (845 amino acids)
Cellular component (GO): cytoplasm
Molecular function (GO): protein binding; GTPase activator activity
Source: RefSeq, a predicted model, not a curated record
UACAGGGCCCUGGCUCAGACACUUGAUUUACAGGGUGUCCCAAAAUUAAUGUCACAAAAUGUGCUUUAAAUUGAGCUGGCUUUGCCAAAGGUCUGCCAGUGAUACUUUGUAGUUGUUUUGUAGCACACUUUUUGCUGAAAUGGCAGAGUUGCUUGUGGACAUAAAUGAAUGCCUCAGGGAUUCUCCGAAAUUCAGACAAGUUCUGCAUGAAAAUGAGAAGAAUAUUGAAAAUCUGGAGUCUCGCCUUGAGAAGGCUAUCAAGAGCUGUGGAGUCAUGGUGGAAAAUGGUCGACUCUUUGCAGCCAGUCAAAAGCAGCUGGUGGUGUCACUGUGGGAGGUGGCCGAACACUUCAGCGGCCAGCCGACCGUGGCCGCCUCCUUCAACCGACUCCUGCACGCGCUCACAGAGUUCAACAAGUUCCAGGGCCACGCGGUCGAUCAGGCAGCGCGCACCAUCGGCAUGAAGUUCUCAUCCAUCCUGAAAACCGAGAUCCGUGAUGUGAAGGAGAACCGCCAGUGUUUCGAGCGAAUCUCCGGAGAGCUGGACACGGCGCUGAACCGGUACGCGACUGCUUCCAAGUCACGGCCUGUGGAGCUGGAGGAGACGUCUAACCUGGUGCGGGCCACCCGCACCUGUUCCCGGCACACAGCCCUGGACUACCUGCGGGCUCUGUCACUGAUGCAGUCACGAAAACAACACGAUGUGCUCGACACGGUGCGGAGUUAUUUGCAGUCGCAGGUCACCUUCUUCCACCAGGGUGACGACCUCUGCAAGGAUCUAGAUCCCCAGUUGAAAGCUAUUGGCGCCCAGAUUGAAGAGCUGCGCGCUCGCACCAAAAGCCUGGAGCAGCAGCUGGAGACGCGGCACUCCGCCGUCACCCACGAGGACGCGCUGGCCUCUCAGCACCGACCGGUACCGGCCCCAGACGGAGGCGUCUUCAUGGAAGGGUACCUCUUCAAACGAACCACCAACGCCUUCAAAACGUGGAACCGGCGCUGGUUUACUCUGGAGAAUCAUCAGCUCAAAUACCGCAAACGAAGCGGUGAGGAUCUCACGAUGAUGGAGGAGGACUUGCGACUUUGCACGGUGAAGCCGGCGCCGGACAUCGACCGGCGGCACUGCUUCGAGGUGGUCUCGCCGCAGAAGAGCCACGUCAUGCAGGCUGACAGCGAGCCCAGCUACCGACUCUGGGUGGAGGCGCUGCAGGCGGGGAUCGGUGCGGCGUUCGACCGGCCCUCCAGUCGUGCUGCUGCCUCCGACAAUCGCCAGUCUCACGCAGGCGGCGGUAGCGGCGGCGGCGACGGCGGCGCGGGUGAAGAGCGCCCGCCGCCCGCCCUGCGCACCCAGAAACGCUCCAAUGUGCUGGAGCAGGUGCGCCGGAUCCCCGGCAACGAGCGAUGCUGCGACUGUGGCGCGCCCGACCCCACCUGGUCCAGCAUCAACCUGGGGAUCACGCUUUGUAUCGAGUGCUCGGGCAUCCACCGCAGUCUUGGCGUGCACGUGAGCAAGAUCCGCUCUCUGACGCUGGACGACUUCGAGCCGGAGAUUCUGCGAGUGUUUGCCGAGCUGGGCAACACGGUGGUGAACAGAGUGUACGAGGAGUGUGUGCAGGAGGGCUUCCAGCGGCCGGCGCCCGACUCCGAGAGGAGUGUGCGCGAGGCGUGGAUCCGGGCCAAGUACGCUGAGGUGCGCUUCGUGCGCCGGCUGCCGGGCUCGGCAGCGCCGCCGGUGGCCCGCCGCUGGAGCGUGCGCCGUCUGCGGCGACGGCCGCGCAGCGCCGAGCGGCCGCACCGCCGGCGCACGGCCGCCGCCGCCCCGGCCCCGGCCGCCGGGGACGCGCCGCCCGCCAGCUUCAGCGCCGUCAUCAUCGACGGCGGCGGCGGCGCGGCGCCGUCGGCGGCCGACCGACUGCUGGUGUUCGGGGAGCAGCUGGCGGGCGAGCCGCCGCCGCCCCCGCCGCCGCCGCCGGCCGCCGGAGACCCCCUGGAGGACAGCAGCGGCUCGACUGAGGGCGAGGAUGACUCCCACCCCGACCCGGAGGUGAUCAGCUCCCUCCACCCCAACAGUCUGCUGUACAAGGCGGCCGAGGCACACAACCUGCCGGUGAUGUGCGCCGCCCUGGCGCUCCGGGCUGAACCUAACUGGCAGAACACGGCUAGGAACGGCGGCACACCGCUACACGCGGCCGUCACCAGCGGCUCUGUAAUGGCGUGCCUGCACCUGCUGCUGAACGGCAGUAAGCCGGAUGUGCAAGACUCGGCCGGACAGACGCCACUGCACCUAGCCGUCUCAAACGAGAACAUGGGUCAGGUGUGCGUGCUGCUCAAGUACAAGGCCAACCAGCGGAUUCGGGACGACGCUGGCCGAGACCCGCUGGAGAUAGCCGUCAACAAGACCAACGCAGACAUCGUCACACUGCUGCGGGUCAGCCAGUUGCGCGACUCGGACGCCGACAUCGGCGACGACGACACGUUCAACCAGGUGGUGCGCGACUUCUCCCUCCGGGCCUCAGACGCGCCGGAGACGCUCAACCGGCGCUCGGCGGUCGACUUCCCCCCGCCGGCGGUAUCCCCGGCCUCGCCCGAGCGGCCGCUGUCCAUCCCCUCGCGCCCGCCGCCGCCGCCCCCGGUACAGCAGCCGCCGCCGCCCCCGGCGCAGCCGCCUCCGGAACAGUAGGUGACGGUGGACCUAGUCAGGACGUGGUCGGUAGGUAGGUGGGUGAGAGUGCCCUGAUAUCCCCCAUAGUUAGCUGAGCUCUCGGUACGUCUAAGCUGAGUUUGUGACAUAAUGGUCGAACUGGGCUGGUGGAUCGCGGGACAGUCGGUGUACUCAACCUAUGCAAGACACAGGCCCCGGCUGGCUGGACAGACCAGCUCCCUGCUGACGGUAUAGCCCGUCUCCGUCUCCGUCUCCGGCUAACCUCAGUCGUAGCGGAGACUGACAAUGCUUCCACGAAGACCUGUAGCGGCCACCUGAGUCUACUGCUGGCGUCUCCGAGCUCCAAUAGUACUCUGCUGGGUGUCAUCAAAAGCUGCUGUGUCAGUCCAUGAGAGCCCGCGUACCUGUGAUGACUGUGCCGGCGGUGGUGGGGACAAGACCGAUCUACAACUCAGUGGACAAGAGCGGUCAUUGCUACCCGGUCCCCGUGAGGACCGGCUGCCAUCGGUUAUGAACGACGUCCAGUCCUAUUUUAUAAAGCCGGGCGCAGGAGAGGAUAGCAUAGGAAAGGGUAGGACGGAGUAUAUGCAAGACGGUGCAGGACCCAGAUGUAGGCUUUAUCAAAUAUGCUGUGCGUUCGUCAUUAUUGUGAGUAUUCUAGGUAGUUAGUUUCGAAGUUCGAGUCUGAGUGAGUAGAGCCCUUGAGGAGAGUUGGGGACCACAACUCGUGCUUUGUUUUAUUUCUUUUUGCUUAUCAUGGUCGUUUAGUUACAUAAUUGCAUUGUACUGAGCUCCCUAGCUGCCUUGUAUUUGGCUUAUUCACGGUCUCGCAAAAUGUUGCGGUCGUUAACCGUUUUCGCUGCUUUUGUAUGCUACUCAUGACACCGAUAUAUUUUUUCUGAAUGGGUUUCUUGACGACCAAUCGUGUGACCGAUUUUGUUAUGCGGCUUAAAGUUUCAUACCAUGACGAUUAUGCUCAUAUAAGGGGUGCAUCAGCAAUUAUGCAGUGUCGAAUGCUGUUUUUCACACCAAAAUGGCAGGAACGAACUGCUAUCUUGGUAGUAGUUUCCAAGUUCUGUUUGUUCGAUGAAGUUGUUUCAAAACUCGCUCAUUGCUGGGCUUCCAAUGAGUGAGCCGGUAUGGUGACUACUGAAUGCUGGUGUCGGUGCUUGUGCCUAUUUUAUACCACAGCUUCGUCCUCGGCUUGGCGUGGCUUGGACGGCUGUCAAGCGCAGGUCCCGGAUCUGAAAACCGCCCCCGUCUUAUAUCACCGUGUCUUACUUCCUUGAACUUCCGCCGUGUGUGGGUCGGUGAGGAGUUUUGCCCAUCAGCCGGCGGCCUAUGUCAUAUGUGUUGUACUCGGCCGGUGUAUCUAUGAGUCCAUGUAUCGCUCUGUGAACUGUCUGACAGUGUAUGACCGACGCAGUGCGUCCGAGGACCGGCGGCGCGCCGCCCGUCGCGGCCGGCGGGCCGGCGUGGCCCAGUGAUCUGAACGAUAUGCCCCGGCGUCCCUGACCCCUGGGACAGUGACCGGUGACCCGAGCCGGACUGGCUGUGACCCGGCCGCCCGAGAAUCGGGCAUAGCUGACCGAUGGGCGCUCCAAUAUAGGCGGUGCGACGGCACAGAGACGCCAGCUAAGAUCCCCCAUCGUGAUACACAGUUGGGAACCCCCGGCGCUCGCUAUCUCAGCCCAUCUAGCUGUCUCUGAAACUGCACCGCCUACCUCAGUGAGCGUGCCCGAUCAGAUGUGCUGGACAUGCGGCUGUCUCAGUAGCGGAUUGGUACUUAGUUGGGGGCCAGAGCCGCGGGCGGUGGGGCCAGUUGUGGCGACCCACCUGUAUGUCAGGCUCUGGUCUCGCCUGAGGGACCGGGGUGCUCAUGUAUGCUCUGUAUAUGCAUGUAACACGGAUACUUAUAAUAUAUGCAAGUAACCACU